UUGGAUCUGAUACUCUUUUUUCUUGAAAUCAUGCUGGCAACACUUCCACGAAUAUUUACUGUGUUUUAAGUUUAAAGUUUUGGCGGUUAAAUUCUGUUACGCUUAUCGUAAAAUGUGUGACCUAUUGUACUAAAAUAACUUGCCAGUAAUUGUGCACCUGUGAUUAGAAGUUUCUUCUAUAUCGGCUUAAUGUUUGUAUCUAACAUUAGAACUGACUUUUAUGAUGUUAUUGCCGGAAAUCGAGUACUGCUUUUGGUGGGGUGCGACGUGGACGCUAUAUGUGCGUGCAAAAUAUUGCAAUAUUUAUUCCAUUGUGAUAAUGUAUUGUACACCUUGAUCCCUGUUUAUGGUAAAACAUCCUUGAGAGAAUCUUUUGCACGCCAUAAAGAUCAAGCAAAGUAUGUGAUUUUAAUAAACUGUGGUUCGACUAUUGAUAUUGUUGAUGUUCUAGAGCCUAACGAAGAAGUAGUUUUUUUUAUCUGUGAUAGUCACAGACCUGUUAACAUUUAUAACAUAUAUAGUGAAUCACAAAUUCGCUUGCUUAUGAAAUCCAGUGAUUGUGAAGGUGUUCCACAAUAUGAUGAUGUUUUUAAGGAUUCUGAUUCAGAAGACGAGGAUGAUGAUGGUGGACGACCAAGUGAAGCUUCUAUUUUAAAGCGUCGCGAGAGAAGGUUAUGGGAAGAAAAUAGAGAUAAAAUUAUGUUUGAUUACAAUCAAAUAAGUUAUUUUGGAGAACCAUCCUCCCAAAUUAUGUUCGAUCUUGCAUGGAAAAUGUCGAGAGACAACAAUGAUCUAUUGUGGUGGGCACUUGUUGGUCUCGCCGAACAAUUUGUUAUGAAUAAAACAGAGCAAGAAAAGUAUAUUUUAGCCGCUGCUUCAAUGCAGAGUCAUGUAUCGCGUCAUAACCGAAUCGAGAAUGGUUCUGUAAAUGCUAUUUGUAACAUGAAAAUUUCUUUUGAUAAAGAUUUGAAUCUUGCACUUUAUAGACAUUGGACAUUAUAUGAAAGCAUGCUGUAUUCAAAAUAUACUGCCUGCAAAUUUAAACUAUGGAGCUUCAAAGGUACCAAAAAAAUGUAUGAAUUCCUUGUUGAGAUUGGCCUGCCAUUAUCACAAUGUAAGCAGAAAUUUACUGCAAUGGACAUGGAAUGCCGAAACAAUGUUGGUGCUUGGAUGGAAGAUAUGGCAGAGAAGUACAAACUUGAUCAAAUAGUGUAUGGUUCUUUUGUAUCACAAUUUGGUUUCAAGGGAAAGUUUUGUGCUACUGAUGUUGUUUUGGCACUUAAUGCUCUUUUAGAGGCUACAGAUAAAGAAAAGACUCCUACAGAUAGAUUUUUAGAUACUCUGUAUGCUUUAAGCAAAGGUGAAGUAAAUUCAAUUAAAAAGGGAAUAGAGUUAGCAAAGCUACGUAUGGUUGCUAUUUUUCAGCAAGUUCAGUCAUUCAUUAAUAUGAAACAUGUAGUGAAUGCAGGUCCAUUUUUGUAUGCCAUCGUACCGAAUACCACACAUGACAACAAAUACUUCAGUCACCCCGGAUGUCUUUCACUUCUUGCUCAUUUUUUACUGGAAGCACAUGUGAACAGUUCACGUAAUCGGCGUGCUGGCUCACUGCCUUUGCUGCUGUUUGCUCAUGAUGAAUAUGAACCUGACCGCUGUCUUGUAGUAGGUAUUCCACCACUAUCAGAAGCAUCACCAAAAAGUUUCUUUGGCAAAGCCUUUGAGCAAGCUGCUGAACAAUCUAGAAUUUCAAUCUCUCAAGACCUUUUUUGCCCAUCAUUUACUUAUAUUAACAGAAAUGAUCAGAGCAAGUUCCUGAAUGCCUUGUAUAUGUUAUUAACCUGAUUUAUGAACGCCCCCCCCAUAAUUCCUGAACAUUAUUAUUAAAAGGUUUGCUUUCUUAAUUUCCUUCUUGAUGAAUAUAUACUUUAGUUUUUAUACUUUUGGGGAAAUUUAUUGCAAUCUUAGUCAUUUUUUUUGUACAAAUUGGUAUUCUGUAUAUGUAUAUCUUCAACAUUGUAUUAAUAAUAAUAUUUAUAUAGUGAAAGGUUUGUAUUUAUGGUGUGCAUGUUUUGUAUGUGACAUAACAUUUCAAGUUGAAGUUAAUGUGAAUUUAGCAUUGGUUAAACAAUGUUGCGUAUGUGCGUUUUAUAUAAAAUCUAUAUCUGGUAUGAAAUAAUUAUUUAUGACUGUUUUUAUUCUUAAUUUGUGUUAUUAAAUAUUGUAUUGAUUUGUGCUUUAUUUAACAUAUUUUUAAUUUGCAGUCUUUAUUCCAUGUAUUUUAUUAUACUUUUAUAAAACAGGUUAAGAUACCUUCAUUUAUUUCAUGAUAUAUUAAAAAGGGCUGAAAGGAAAUGUUCUAUGAUAAAGUGAAUAAUUUGCUGUUAUUUAAAUGAUCAUAAAAUAGUUUGAUAAGCAUAUAUAAAAAUCAUUAUUUAGCAUAGGCAAGAUUAAUAUAUUUUAUCUCAAAAACAGUAAUGCUGAAGCAUUUAUAUAUCAAUAUUUUAAAUAAAAAUGAUGGUGUUUAUGCUAAAUAUACAAAUGUUUGAAUUUAAAUUAAUAAUUUUGUAUAAUAUUAAGCAUAUAUCAUUACAUAAAAUUUAUUUCAAUGAAAAUUAAACUAGUCAAUGGAAUUUUCACUUUAGCAAUCGUAAAGGUAAAAUGCAAAUUUACUGAUGUUAAUUGCUUUAUAAGUGAUAUAUAUUGACAAAAUAUAUUUUUUUUGCUAUGCUGUUAAAUUCUAAUGAAAUUAUUACCUUGCAAGUAUUUUAUGAGUUUAAAAAUUAAUAACAUGAUAGGCAUUAGUUUUAGGCAUAAAAUGAAAUUUUUUUGGAUAUUUACAUUUGUAAUGAGAAGUGAAGCUACAUUAAACAUUUAUAGAUGCAGAGCAGACAGUUUAAACAUUUACAGAUACAGAGCAGAUAGUUAGACUUAAAAAGUGCUACUUAGCUAGACGGUUGCAUGGAUUUUGGCGAGUGAUACGGCUUAUUUUAAACCUAUUGCUGGACAAGUUAUUUAUGGUAACUGAUACUUUGUUGUCAUUUUAUUUAAAAAAUAAUGCACUUUAUUAUGCAUAAAUUUUGUGUUUUGAAUAUUAUUUGUGGUUUC
Messenger RNA from Stegodyphus dumicola, 3102 nucleotides. It is a transcript of the gene Cdc45, whose product is annotated as cell division cycle protein 45. Gene Ontology annotation, biological process: DNA replication initiation; mitotic DNA replication preinitiation complex assembly; double-strand break repair via break-induced replication. Gene Ontology annotation, cellular component: DNA replication preinitiation complex. Gene Ontology annotation, molecular function: chromatin binding; DNA replication origin binding; single-stranded DNA binding. NCBI's taxonomy places the organism in Eukaryota, Metazoa, Arthropoda, Arachnida, Araneae, Eresidae. The record is from RefSeq and is a predicted model, not a curated record.